Verruconis gallopava is the source of this 1316-nucleotide messenger RNA. RefSeq lists its product as uncharacterized. Lineage: Eukaryota; Fungi; Ascomycota; Dothideomycetes; Venturiales; Sympoventuriaceae. The transcript has a single exon. Bases 122 to 799 code for a protein of 225 amino acids. The record is from RefSeq and is a predicted model, not a curated record.
ACUGGCCCUGCGUGUGACCCAGCAAAGCAAAUUUCUCGACGACGUGCUUGCCGUUAACUGAAUAGGCUGAGACCCUCUGGGUGUGUGUGUGACGCAGAGGUCCUGCUCCAUUAUUCAUCGCAUGCAAACCUUUUCCUCCUGGCGCCUUGGUAGUACCUUUCCUCCAUAUUUAAGAGCCUCGCCUCCUACCCCGUUGCCCUCUCUCACCGGAUCAGAGCAAAACUUCAUCUCGUCUGUGCAUCCAAUCUCGCCUCGUUCCAUCAGGAAACCGUUGCCAUCAGUCAUCUGCACCAGCCAUCCGAAAAAACCCCAUUGCAAGCAACUGCUCAUCGCACAUACGUUCUGCACAAUGUCUCGCAACUACAGCAUCACCGAGCCACACCCCUCGGUCGCCUCUGCCCACUACGCUAGCUACGGCCGUGGCGGCGCUGGCAACUACGUCCGCAUCAACCCCAAGAACAUCACAAAUGGCGCUACCGCCGAGGGUCCCGCCUCCGUAACCAAGCUCCGGACACCUCCCCCGGACAGCUACUUCGCUGCCGGUCGUGGUGGUGCCGGCAACGUCCACAGGGAGUCCGAGCGCGCCAUCUUCAGCUUCGACGAGGAGCUUGAGCGCCAGCAGAAGAUGCUGGACCACCAGACCCCCUACUACCACAUCGGCCGUGGCGGCGCCGGCAAUCUGGUCGAAGAGCAGCCCAAGCGACGAUCCAGCGCCAGCAGCAGUGAGUCCACACACAGCGUGAGACACUCCAUGGAGGCCGGGCUGAACAAGAUUCGAGACUCCUUCUCGCGCCGCUAGGCCAUCUUGUCGCUCGGCGUUUUCACCACCAUUUACGUUCAUCGUCAACUGGGUUCCCGCGCACCGCUUACCCUGUUUGACGAAUCAUUGUCACGACCAUCUUCAUCAUCAUCAUCAUCAUCAUCCUCACGUGUUGACGGGCGGGCUGGUUCUGAUUCCCGCUUCAUGGACUUGUAAAGUCAACCAACUUUGUAGAGCAUGGCGUUGGAGGUAAUCGCAUCAUGGCGGAAUAAAAUAAAAAACCUAAUUCGGUUCCUUGGGUCUCGGGCGUCAUCCUUUGGGGCUUUUUUUUUAUCCUGGUGGGGAUUGUUACGAACUUUAUUCAGCAUUAUACCACAACCGGCGAGGAGCAUAGGGGGACUCCUCGGUGAGGGCUCUGCAAACGUUAUAAUUGUUACAUUAGUUUCAUGAUCGAGGUGGAUAUACCCAGAUCGCUUCCCCUUUUGAUGUCCGGGAGGAACAAGUGCUAAAUAGCAAUUCUGAAAUCGAAAACAUCACAAGAAAGCUUACCGAAAUA